Dendroctonus ponderosae (mountain pine beetle) is the source of this 2117-nucleotide messenger RNA. RefSeq names its product UBX domain-containing protein 6 (gene Gint3). The record is from RefSeq and is a predicted model, not a curated record. Gene Ontology annotation, cellular component: cytoplasm. Gene Ontology annotation, molecular function: protein binding. NCBI's taxonomy places the organism in Eukaryota, Metazoa, Arthropoda, Insecta, Coleoptera, Curculionidae. The transcript is spliced from 6 exons.
AAGCCCCGCUAAUGUCAAAAGUUGCUCAUUUCAUGACAGAUAUCAAAAUCAUAUGUUUUUCUCCAAAUGGGUCCAAACCGCGGCAAGUAAUGCCCUCAAUAUUCGACUAUUUCACCAACUCAUCCAUAAUUGAUGGUCUGCUCAUUUACCUGAAUACUUUGGGAGUGUAUUUAUCGGAUACAGUUGAAAUACUACGAGAACCAGACCAGCUGACAGCAGGUGUGUUGGAUUUCCACGAUUUCCAACUGGGAUUACUCCAGAUUUUCAUUGGGAUUUUGCUGUUUAACUUGCUGCUGGUUUUUCUGGCCUGGCAGCGAUACGGCAACGAGAUUCAUGAUCGAUUUAUAAAGCUAUCUAGUACAAAAGAGAUUGAAGAGCUGAAGGCAAGCGUCGCCAAACUUAAGCUACCCAAAGAACACACCCCAAGAAUUUAACAUGUCGGAGAAAAUAGCUGAUAAGGUGAAGAAUUUCUUCCAAAAAGCGAAGGCCGAUGCGAAGUUCAAAAAGGCAGGGCCUGGUCGAAAGCUCACCGAAUCGCCAUCAUCCUCCACGUCCGCUGUGUCUUCUCGAAAGAAGGGCGAGUAUGUGCCCCCUCAAAGAUCCACCCCAUCGGACGUAACCAGACAGUCUGCAGCUGCAGCAUUGGCUCGCAUGUCCGACCCGGAGAGAGGCACCAAUACCAAAAUAUCUUUGAGCACACUCCAGGACGUGGUUCGAAGGGAAUUUGACUCCCGAAACACAGACGCCACUGAGGUGCCUUCAGGGCCAAAGCAAACUGAAUCGGAGGCGUCGCCUCAUUUGGCUGUAAAAGGGGUGUACUUCAAAUGCCCAUUUGUUAGCGACGAGAUCUUAAGCAGAGAAGAGUGGAGGAUAAAAAUCAAGGAGUUCCUAAUGACGGCUUUAGAGCACGAGGCUGUUUUAACAACCUGUUUGAUUAUCUAUUCUUGCAAUUACAACAGAACAAAGGUACAAGACUGCGUGAACAUCCUCUGCAGAUACAUCGACAACAUUAUCGGCAAUCCAUCAGAGACGAAAUUUCACAGAAUCCGAUGCUCCAACGCAGCAUUUGCCGAUAAAGUCGUCCCAGUGCUUGGGGCCACCGAGUUCCUACAUGCCGCCGGGUUUCGACAGCAAAAACUGGAACACAAUGGCGCAGAGGAGGACUUCUUGGUAUGGUCCCAAGAAAAUGCAGAAGGAAUCGACACAUUGGAGAUUUUACGCGAUGCCCUUAAGUCGGAAAACCGAAUAGAGUUGGAGUUGGACAGAAAUACGCAAGUUUUAACUCCAGCGCAGGCGGCAGUCAACUUAGACCUGCCGAAAGAGUUCUACGCUAUAUCAGCCGAAGAAAUCAAACGGGAACAACAAACCAGGUAAUAAUUCAAGGUGCUUCAUGAGGAAAGUAGAAUUGUUUUAACGACGCAUUCUGCUACACAAAAAAAUCCCGUUCCCACGCAAAUAUUGCGAAAAUACAAAUUUUCACUGAUCAGAAUCAGAUUUCCCGAUGGCGUCUACUUACAAGGCACCUUCUCCAUUUAUGAAAAGCUUGGCGAUGUCUUCGAUUUCGUCCGAGAGAACUUGGAAUUCGACGGUUUGCCAUUUCUUCUAAAUCUACCAACGGGCCAAAAGUUUGCGGAAAAAGACCUGGAUGUCACGCUGGUUGAUCUUCGGCUGGUUCCUGCCACCAUUCUGAUUUUCCAAUGGGAUCCAAAAUUUGAGGAAGAAAUAAAAGCAUCUGGUAAUGUCACUUAUCUUAAACCAGAAGUUGUUCUGCUAAUGCAGCAGCUGUAAAAGCUGAUAGCGAAAAAUAUUAAUUUCUAACUAACCUAAACGAAUUUGAUAAGCCCAUAUUUUGCGAAGAAUAAUUGGUUUGGUUGGAAGAUUUAUGUUCGAAUGCGCGCAAAAAAUGUUCAGUUAAUCUCUUAUGCAAGUGUGAUACAAUGGGCGACUAAAACUAGUUAUUUAACGCAAUUUAGAUGAGCGGAGGCAGCGAUGUGUACAUUUAUUGUUUAAUGUUUUGAGAGAGCGUUUCUGUAUUAAUUAUGUUUGUCGCUGCUACAUUAUUGGACUACACAUUCUAUAAAUAUGUUAUGCAAAAUAAAUAUUGAUUUACUCAGAAA